Messenger RNA from Aspergillus homomorphus CBS 101889, 3123 nucleotides. RefSeq lists its product as uncharacterized. The transcript is spliced from 3 exons. Bases 1 to 3123 code for a protein of 1040 amino acids. The record is from RefSeq and is a predicted model, not a curated record. Lineage: Eukaryota; Fungi; Ascomycota; Eurotiomycetes; Eurotiales; Aspergillaceae.
AUGGCUUCAAGAUCUCAGAAUCAGAUCAUCCCCGAGACGCCGGAGGAUGAGAUCAAUAUUUCCGGUACCACGAUCUUACCGUCCGAACCCGACACGGACCUGGAUCCGGAGAUGAUGAUCGAUGUUCUUCCAGGCUUGGCACGCGCGGCUGAGGAUAUGCUCGAGUUCCUCGUACCCAGCUCUGCGGAAUUGGCUACCAUUGUCAAUCUGGGCAAGGUGCUGAGUGAUCCCCGCAACACGCAAAGCAAGCGGCUGGGUCGGCAUGUGUCCAAUCUUAGACGAGAGGCCGAGUACUUUGGCCAUCAGACGUACAUCGACGUCGAACUGGUCAAUCAUCUUUUUGCAUCAUCGGAAACAGUGGCUGAGAAGCUACAAGGACUGGAGCAUCAGUGGAAUCCAGACCCAUUCUUGCAGAAAGCCAACUGUGCGCAGUUUGCGCUCGAGGUCCUCCUGGCCAGACCUGGAACGAACACGUCUCCGAAACAGGCAAUCCGAAUCCUUGAUGGGGUCUUUCCUCUGCCUUUCAUGAACAACUUGGUAUCGGAGAGCCAGAAGCAGGCUGCUGGAGACAGUUCCUUGGAGAAGGAAACCUUUGAUCUUGCUCUGGAGCUUCGCACUCAAUAUAUGAUUAUGCGACUGGAAGAGGAGUAUCGGCGCGAUCCCGACUGCGAUCCUGUCAUGGUGCUCGACGACGGCUUCUACAUUGAGCUAGAAACUGACGACGAUGCAUCCGAGCCUGUUCAGCUGGUUCUCCGGGGCUUUCAAACGGAAGCCCUGGCGGGUCCCAACGGAGAGGUUCCCGCGAAGUAUGCAGGCGAUGUAGAGUACCGGUGCAAAGAAAUGCAGGUCCUUUGUAUGACGGAAGACAACAAGCUCGAUCUUGAGGAGCUCAAGAGAGAGUACGGAUGGCGGAAAUUCGUCGCACGAGCCGCUCAGUGGGUCCGUAAACGGAGUGACGAAAUUGACAAAGAUAUCAUAGGUUUAAGAAGUGUUCGAGACGUGCAAAACGCGUUUUUCGCCAGACCGAAGACGCGUCAUAGUUUAGGCAGCACGGUGUCAUCAACUCCGAGGCUGAGAAGCUCAGCAACACCGUCAACUGCUCGUCGCCUGACGCAAUCUAUCUCGGGGACUGCCACUUCGAGGAGGACCUCUGCAUAUGCUGCUGCCAUUACGCCUUCGCUUACCCGAAACGGCGUAAGGACUGUUCCUGGCAGUGUGGUCUCAGAGCGGAUUGCGCGCUAUACUGCUACACCUUCGAGCCUUCGAAAUGAGACCCACACCGUACCCGAAACUCAGCACGGGGAGAGACAUCCCGAAUGGGACUCUGCGAGUCCCGAGGCCCGCAGGUCAAUGCAGUCCGAAUCUCCUUUUAGAUCGUCUACAAGACCCCUCCAAAGGACCAGUGAAUCCUCAGUUGAACGAGAGGUUCAUCAAACUGUCGCAAGCCCAGAGACUGAAAGUCAGAUACAUACGGAGACUCCAACACGAUUGUCUGUAAGUAAUCAGCAGGCUGAGAGCUUGAAGGGCUCUCCUCAGCCGGACGUCGACCAGCAAGCCGGAGACCUGGUCAGAGCCAACUCGAAAUCUCCUGAGCCUGACAGGUCUCUCUCACACUCACAUCCGGAGCCAGUGCCUGAAGUCAGUGGACCAGAGAGCAAUGUUCCAGGUCCGGUUGAAACUCCUGAGGUUAGCAACGAUAUUCAGUCGAAUGGUUUCAAAAAGUCUCUCCCUGUAGACCGAGAACGGAGGAGAUCGUUCAAACCAAUCUUUUUAAAUGCGGCAUCCAUCCAAAAUCUCAUGCAACGAAAACAGCAGCUCAACGCUGGGGCUGAAGGGCCUGAAGCUCCUCGGCAGUCGGAGCCUGCCCGGUCAACAACCCCCUCAAAACAAGAGCAGUCCAUCGUGGAAAAAAGUUCUGAAGUUCGUCAGCCGGAAUAUGGCCAAGCAACACACCAGUCUCAAAAGGAUAAUUCAACCUCAGAAAAGAGUCCAGAACCUCGCCAGCCGGAAAGUAUCCAGGCAAUACAUCGGCUUGAAAUGGGGGACUCUACCCCAGAAAAGAGUUUAGAAAUUCAGCAGCCGGAGGUUCCGAGAUCAGAUAUACCCGAACUAGCCCCGGAAGAGCCCUCCGAGACACGAGCGUCUCCGGACAUGACUUCUACAUUUGUGCAGGACGAGGUUGAAUUUGAAGUGACCGAGGGCCAGCUAGACAUCGGUGACCCCGGAGAGUCUCAGCUGGAGAGAUCCCAUAGUCCUUCCUUUGUUCGAAAUUCCCGUCCGUCUUCUCUCCGAGAGGAGGCAUUGCAACGAUCCAGCCGCGACACUGCAAAGGACCCAGAAGACGAUGUCGAUGAGGCAUGGAAUAUGUUCAAUGCAGGAACUCAGCGGUCUAGAACUGCGCCUCAGAGCUCACGUGCUUUGUUUAUCGAUCACCAGACUAAUGCCGAGCGCGUCUCUCCCAUCAGUCAAGGGCUGGAUCCUCGAAGCGUCGAGCGCAGACGCACGGAGGUAUCUCGCAAGCGUAGACGCGAACCUGAUGAAAUCCCCGAAAGCGAUGCUGAAUUUGAGCGCGAUGACCGUGAGGUUUCCGUGGAGCGUCAGCGAGCUAGGAAGCCGAUUCAGCCACGCAGCAAACGCGCUAGAACUGAAAGACGGACAGAAAGUACCGCUGAGAAUCCCAGCAAUCGCCCUCAAGAGAGACACGUUACCCCACUUCGGAGGUCGACUCGAUCCAGUCAUCCGCGAGUGUCCCCUGACCAACCACUGGCUUCGUCGCGGGUCCCUUCUACUCCUAAACCAAGAAAGCAAAGGCUACCGAAGAUAGUCUGGAACGAAGGUGAGAAUAAGCGACUGAUCCGACUGAUCGAAGAGUUUGGACACAAGCGAAGGGGCACAAGCUUUGACUGGAAUGCCAUUCUGCGUGAGAACCAUGUUCAGCCUCCGCUGCCAGGUGAAAAACAGAUCGAAAACCGCAACAACGUACAGAUAAAAGAUCGGGCUCGGAAUAUGAAGAGGGACUUUCUUCUUAAAAAGCUCCCACUUCCCAGAAACUUUGACGCCGUCACUCUUAGCGCCAGCCAUAUCGAUGAUCUGGCUAAGAAAGGGAUCCAUGUCUCUCGGUAG